Culex pipiens pallens (northern house mosquito) is the source of this 705-nucleotide messenger RNA. RefSeq lists its product as uncharacterized. The coding region runs from base 48 to 650 and encodes 200 amino acids. The transcript has a single exon. The record is from RefSeq and is a predicted model, not a curated record. Lineage: Eukaryota; Metazoa; Arthropoda; Insecta; Diptera; Culicidae.
ACUCACUCUAGAUUGGAUCAGUUCCGUUCAAAAGUAAAAUUUAGAAAAUGUCGUUGAAGACUACUGUACCGAAUAAGAUAUUGAUGAUCUUUUUCAUCUUCACCUUUAUCCUGUGCACUAGAGCUGAAACUUUAGAGGAAGAAAUAGAAAACUUACGCGCAGUUUACCAAAAGGCUCAGAAACAAUAUUUAGCAAUAAUAAUCGAAAAACUUAAAACGUCCAGUGCUGUGAAAAUCGACAUCCCUCCAAACAUGAUUCUAUCUUUGUUUGAAUCAACCACAGAAGAAGAUGAUCAAAAAUCACUGAUGAAUUUAUUUCCCGCAAUCGAUUCUAAUCAAGAAACCACAUUUAAAAAGUUUGCCGAAUGGUUCGAGAAAGAUUUUCGCAGAGGGCUACAGAAAACACUGCUAGCAUUCGCUUGCUGGGCAACAACUGGCGAAACGUACUCAACACUGUUGUCCAAGGCGGAUAAUUUUCGACAAUAUGGUGCACUAUUUUCACAUGCUUUUAGCAUCUCCAAAGAGGGACAGAAAGCGGUAACAGAAGCUGCUACUCUAAACGUGAAAUAUUGCGUUCUCACUAAAACUGUGGACAAUCAUUUGGUUAGCUACACAAGCACAAGUAUGCUAGAGAAGCUUAAAAUGGUCUAAAAAAAGUUAUUGUCAUUUUAAUAGGAUUUUUACCAAAUAAAAAGCUGAGAAAAAA